Molecule: messenger RNA, 3389 nt
Organism: Scomber scombrus (Atlantic mackerel)
Lineage: Eukaryota; Metazoa; Chordata; Actinopteri; Scombriformes; Scombridae
Product: stonustoxin subunit beta-like
Exons: 2
Coding region: 2255-3073 (272 amino acids)
Molecular function (GO): protein binding
Source: RefSeq, a predicted model, not a curated record
UCUCCACAACCUGCCGGUCGUCUGACCUUAUUUGGUAUUUUUGGGGCGUCAUUCAUGUUAAUUUACUAUUCUCGGGAACGCGCGUUCAUUUAGAUCAGGUGGGAUUCAUCAUGUUUACGAAGGUCAUUUACGACUGUUUCCUGGUGAUACAAGUGUUUGGUGAAUCCAACGUGGCUCACUCGUAAAUUCCACCUCACGAGAAAAGUACGACAGAUUUAAGAAGAAAAAUACGAACAUAUUCUUGCAUCUGGCCCAAUGACUCUCAUUGGAAUCAAUUUAUAAUGAAUGCUGACAGGUGCUGAGAGACUAACAGCUGCAUUUUACAAGCUAAUACGUUUUAUUUCAUAAUUUUAUGUUAUGUUUUUUGUGUUAAUGUUUAUUUUCAGACAUAAACGAACAAUUUCAAAUCCAAAAGGAAAAAAGCAAAUCAACCAAGAAUGAAACAAAUAAAAGAAGCAAACAAUGACAUUCUUCUGUCAGUAACUGAGCCUGAAAAGGAGCAGGAUGAAGUUUACACUUAUUUAAUUCCUGCCUCUAAUUCACAACUUACAUUUCUGUACCUGUGUUCCUGUGUAGUAUAUAGAAAUAUAUUAUCAUUAAUAUUAUUAUCACUAUCAUUACGUCUAUAUCACCAUUAUUAUCUAGUCCUAGUAUUACAUCUUUAUCAUCAUCAUCAUCAUCAUCAUCAUCAUCAUCAUUGCCACCAUUGUCACUUUCAUAAAUAUUAUCACCAUUAACUCAAAGUAAUAUAAAUAAUAGUACACAAAGGACCAAGUCCAUUGUCAUCCACUCAUUUUUGGACACAACCAAAUCACAUAUAAUACACAUACAUAUAAAUAUACAUAUAUAAUAAUAGCAUCUUAAUUCCUAUACCUACUGAAGAUCAUUUCUUUGUACCUCUUUAUAAAAAUCUUAAUGUUUGGACAUUCCCUCAGUUCCACAUUUAGACUGCUGCAUAGCCUCACACCACAAACACAAAUACAAAAGUUCCUCCUCAUCGUUCGCACGCUAACAGUUUAGAAAUAAGUCUGACCUCUUAGAUUGUAGCCCUCCUCUCUUACACUGAACAUGUUUUGGAUAUUUGCAGGCAGUUGGUUGUUUUUUGCUUCGUACAUUGUUUGAGCUAUUUGAAAUUCCACCAGAUCAGCAAACUUCAGUAAAUGAGACAGUAAGAAUAAUGGAUUUGAAUGAUCCCUGUACUCUGCAUGAUGGAUGUUGCAAAUUGCUCUUUUCUGAAGAAUAAACAAUGACUGUACAUUAGAUUUGUAAUUAUUGGCCCAAACUUCAGCGCAGUAACUUAAGUAUGGUGAGACCAGUGAACAGUACAAAAUGUGAAGCGCUUUAUAAUCCAGGACCUGUUUGGCUUCACUUAAUACUGCAAUGCUCCUUUUGGGAUGUAUAUGUUUAAUGUUUGCCUUCCAACAAAGCUUUUCAUCAAUUAUGACCCCAACAAAUCUAUUUUCAGUAACCUGUUCAAUAUUCACACCAUCUAUCUGUAUUUUUACUUGUUUGUUUCUUCUGCAGUGAAACAACAUUACUUUAGUUUUAUUCAAAUUUAGUGACAAUUUAUUUUUUAUCAAACCAGGUUUUUAGUUUGAUCAUUUCCAUGGUUACCAUAUCUUGUAGUUAAUCAUCACCCGAACAACAACUAUGAGUGUGAUCCGCAGAAAGAACAAGCUUCAAUACCUUUGAUAUGUGACAUAUGUCAUAAAACAUGUUGGUCCCAAUACUGACCCCUGUGGGACCGCAGGUCCAAACAUUUAGAGCAACUGUCACCUAACCUCACAAACUGCUGUCUGUUACUUUAAUAACUUUGAAUCCAAACCAAGACUUCUCCCCUAAUCCCAUAACGUUCCUAUGUAUUUAAUAAGAGGAUAACUCAUUUUCUGAGAUCCAUUUUUAAUAAUACUGUUCAGAAAGCUCCAUAUUUCCUUCAUAUUGCCUGUUUGUUUCUAAUAGUGUCCUAUAGUACUCCUUCUUUCUUGCCCUCAACAUGUUAGUUCACUUAUUUUUAUACUUCUUAUAUUUAUUUUCUGACUUUUGAGUUUUAUAUGUUAUGAACUCUCAUUUAUUAAACCCUUAGUUAGCCAUGGACAUUCAGCAUGUUUUAUUUGUUUAGUAUAUUGUUUUAUUGGACAGUUUAUAUUAUAUAAUGACCUGAACUGUUGAAUUUACAUUCAGACAAACAUCAGACGCAGCUGGAAUCAAGUUUCACUUUGAAAAACAUUCUCAUCUAAAGGUCCACUUACUCUGUAUGUCCAAAGCUUUCAGUCACAUCUCAUGGUCUUCCUCAGUGAUGGAGGGUCUCAGUUGUCAUGGAGAUGGUUUAAGUUUGAAUGGUUUCAGUAAAGUAGUUAAUAAAUCAACAGAUGAUAAACUGCAGCUGUAUUGUGUCUCGUUCUCUCCAUCAGAUGCCUGUGAACUGGAACUGGAUCCAAACACAAUGUACAGAAACCUCAAACUGUCUGAUAACAACAGGAAGGUGACACAUGUGUAUGAGGAUCAGUCAUAUCCUGAUCAUCCAGACAGAUUUGACUCCUGUUAUCAGCUGCUGUGUAGAAAUGUUCUGACUGGUCGCUGUUACUGGGAGGUCGAGAGGAGAGGAACAGUUGAUAUAUCAGUGAGUUACAGAAGAAUCAGAAGGAAAGGAGACAGUGAUGACUGUUUGUUUGGAUGGAACGAUCAGUCCUGGAGACUGAGGUGCUCUGAUGAUGGUUACUCUGUCUGUCACAAUAACAACUAUACACCCAUCUCCUCCUCCUCCUCCUCCUCCUCCUCCUCCUCCUCCUCUGUCUCUAACAGAGUAGCAGUGUAUGUGGACUGUCCUGUUGGCACUCUGUCCUUCUACAGAGUCUCCUCUGACUCACUGAUCCACCUCCACACCUUCAACACCACAUUCACUGAACCUCUGUAUGCUGGGUUUACAGUCGGCUAUGGUUCCUCAGUGUCUCUCAGUGAGGAGCAGAGAGGAGCAGUAACUCUAUUUCCUUUCUACAGACGUGAUGAUGAUGCCUCCUACCUGUUGGACAGUCAUAACACACUGAUAAUAUGUUGUUUAACACAUUUGAUUUGAAUCAGAAAUGUACUUUUUUUAACUUUCUAUCAUAUCAAUCACAGAGAAUAAUUUUCCUGUUAAACAUUUUCUAAUAAAACAGUUUUUGUAUUUCUUGUCCAGAAUUAAAUUUCCUUGUACUGAUAGUCGGGACAGUUGCUGUAUAAUUUGUUGUGUUUCAUACUGAACUGUAAUAAGGGGAAGUACUGUUGGAGACAACAAAUGAUUUUAAUAUUUUUUAGAUGAGAUUUGACUAUGGGGCCUUGUAGGAGUGCAGUAGCGUACUGUGUACCAUGUGACCCAUCGAACAGAACUGUGAUUAACCCAAAAGGGGUUG